AUGCGUCUUGAGAAGUGCUAUUUCUGUUCGUCAACAAUUUAUCCAGGACAUGGAACAGUGUUUGUAAGGAACGACUGUAAAGUAAGCUCUCUUUUUUAAACUUUCUUCUCGACUAAUUUGAUCGGUGGUCACGCCGGAGGCGAUCGAUAAUUCGUUGCGAUACAUCGCAUGAUACAACUCGGCCAGAAAUGACCUAUUGUGUAACAAUACAUAGCGUGGAAAGUUCUCUCGAAAAGCGUUUCUGUUGUAACAUGAUUUGCAGUUUGUAUGUGCGCAAUGAUCAAAGCGAUAAAAGGAGUUCCGGGGGCUUGUUUUGAGCAGGGUUUGGUGGCAGCUCUCACGGACUAUUUUUUCAAAUUCUAUUACACUCCGUCCUUAAAAUUUAAGUAAUCCAUCAUUUGUGUUGUGUUGUCAUUCUAGCUGUUUAGAUUUUGUCGCUCAAAAUGUCACAAGAACUUUAAGAUGAAGAGAAAUCCUCGUAAAAUCAAAUGGACAAAAGCUUUCAGGAAGGCAGCUGGCAAAGAACUAGCCAUGGUAAGAAAAAAAUUCCAGGCAGCUUUUGACAUGAAGUAACUUUAUGAUAUAGAUGGCAACACCAUGGGAAAUAUAAAGCGAUAAAGCGAAUCCUGUGUUCUGAUUGGCUCCGGGAUUAUUCAAGAGUUUUGUUAUGCAAAAUCUAUUUCUUACAUAGUAAAGCCUUUAUUGACCCAGCUUGUGCAAUCAUGAUGGCUGGAUAUCAGCUUUGUUCUUUUUUUGCAUUUUUUUACCUCAACUUUGCCUCAAUCCAUAAAGGAGGGAAAAAAACUCUGCCAAUAUUCAGCCACCUUGACCUCAUGUUUGGUCAUUAACCCAUCUGUAUUGACCUACAAGGUAUCAAAAUUUUUUGAUUUUUCACUUUUCAAACUUGCAAUGUUCCUGUGAGUUUAAAGAAACCGCAGUGCCACUUUUGGUCUGUGAGGUAAUUUAGGAAAAAACUGACUGACGUAUUUUUGCUCAAAUCUUGCGCAAAUCUUGCCUGUUUUUUCUUCAAGCAACAUAAAUCUGUUACACAAACAGAACUCUUGGGCUUAUUCAAGUGAACCUAAGGGUGUGUGUGUUUCACUCAAGGAUACAGUAGACCUGUUAGAACCAAUUUUCUUUAAUUUUGUUUCCAUAAUCAAAGCAUUUACUACACUUUCAAGACAAAAUGAGAGCACUUUUUUAAAAUUUUUAUUCUAUUGAAAUCAGUUUGUACAUAAAAUAAGCUAACUAAAUAUGCAAAAAAAAUUCAGGUCAUGGGCACUUUAAGAGUGAAGAGUCAGUCAGAGUAUGUCAGCCAUCAUUGCAAACAGGUCCUCAUUAUUGGUGCUUCAGCUUGAGUGUUUCUUUGCCCAUAGGAAGUUAUGAGGCCAUUUAUUGAUGUAAAAUUCACUUGACAUGUCUAAUAGUGAUGGAAGCUGCUGAUUAGUGUUGUUGACAAAGCGCAAAGGAGUACAGUCUGUUGGUCUGCCCACAGGCUCUCAUUUAAAGCAGCGCAAAAUACUAAGUGAUUUUCCUGUCUUUUACUUGAUACUGAAUUUUACUUGUUAGCUGCAAAGUGCUAAAAACACAUUACUUUAAUGCCACACUUCAGAAACUUUCUUUAUGGUCACUCCUGUUGCAAAACGUUGGAAGAUGAAGCAUUUUAUAUCAUAUCCAGUAGAAAUAACUGCAAAAGCAUCCCUUCCAUCUAAAAAACAAUUUACUCCUUUUUCGUUCUUUGGCUUUCGAAAGACCAGGUCUUAAGUAUUCAUUAAUAACUUUCAAAAAUACUUGGAUUACAUAUCCAGUGUUCAGUAAAUUGAAACCAUGUUUGUGUUUGAUCAUCAGUACAAAAAACUGGUUUGUGUCAAACUGAUAGGACCUGUCAUUUUUUACCAGUUUGAAUGCAGUGUUGACAGGGAAACUCAGGGGAUGAAAAAGAUAGUAGCAUCCUUGCAAUUGCUCAUAAUUAGUGCCAGACCCCAGGCAAACCCCCUAAAGCUAUUAAAUAUGUGUGGGGAAUCUCUAUUUUGUAGCUGAUCUCCUGUUUGUUGAGCAAAUUGAUUGAUCUUUCUUGUCAUACAAAGGGUAGGCAGAAGCAUUCCAAACAAAUAACAACUUUGCUGUCAGGAACUUAUUCAUAGACAUUUAUUUUAAUCAAGUUAAAAAGCGACAAAAGCAUGAAGGACAGUCUUUGUGGCCAUCUGAGUUGUUCCUCAGAUGGUGAAAGAGAGACUUACAACCAUGUGUAAGUUAGAAAAUUAAGACAAGAUAUCAUGAAAAACAACACCAAAUUGGAAAAUGCUUUCAGUGGAGCCAGGGUAAUAUCCCCAUCAUGUACAGUGUAAACGUUAUAAAUCAUAGAUAAAUCAUAUGAUAAAUCAUAGCUAGUUCAUAGAUAUUAAUAUUUAAGUGUGAUAAAGCUUCUUUUCAUUCAAACCAUCCACUGACAAAUAUUAGAGGUGCAGGUACAUUUGUUAGGGUGAUCCUUCAAAGUACUAAUUACUACAGUUUAACUAUCAUUUACAGACAUUUGCUAAUUAUCUUAAGGGAAGAACAAACAUUUUUGUGUCAAACAAGAUAAAGUUCCACUAAAUCUGAAUGUAAAAAAACAAGAAUUGCCUUCUUAAAAUAAGGUAAAAUUGUGUUUAAAGAGUUAUCCUCUCUGCAUGAAAACUAGGCUAGACAGUGGGUGUUCAAUUUGUUUUGCCACAAAAUAGUUUUUGAGAAUCAAGGAAUUGUAUGAGGAAUCAUCUGAGGUUUAUCCUUAUUGUUUUUGAUAGGUUUGAGAAAAGAUGACUUACCAUAUCUACAAUUGUAGAGUUCACUUUUUUUAAGACUGUAAAAGGAGAAAUUUUUUAAGUAACAACCUGAGACUUUACUCAUACUUUUGUAAUAUAUGAUUUAGCCAAGCCUAAAGGAAGAAUUCUUGUUAGUUUAUUUUCCAGUCCUUCACUAUAAUAGAAACUGUAAUAACUCUUCAGCACUGUCUGUCAAAGAAUUUCUUCAAGGAGAUUUAGGGACCAGUUCGGGGGUGGGGGUAUUCACAGGGUCUGGAACCUAGGGACAAUGUUCUCACACCUUGCAGGGAAAUCAACACGCAAGCUUGUCAGCGGUGUUUUCAAGCAGCUGAGGACUUUCGUUGUUGUUCCUGAUGUUUGAGCAAAUUUUCAUAGUUAGGGAAUCUUUUCUUCUUCAGAUGCAUUGUAUGAAGUCAGCAUCAGUUGAAGUUAUAUCCUAUUGAGCAUGAAUGAAGUUAAUGGAGCAUUUAAUGCAAUCUAAAUAAUAUUACACAUUACAAUGUGGUAACUAACACAACAAAAUUAUGUAAUGACACAGUUCCAAACAGAGGUUACCUGGGUAUUUGUAAGAAACAUCAAGCACUAUUGACAGCUUGGGCCAGAGUAUUUAAUGCAAUCUAGAUAAUAUUACACAUCCCAAUGUGGUAACUUAUACAACAAAAUUAUAUAAUGACACAAUUCCAAACAGAGGAAGUCAGGUUAAAGUCUCACCUGCUUGAACUUUUUAGGGCUUAAGGUACAGAGAAAAAGAUAUGCUAAACAGUUACAAUUAAUUAAUAUGUAGAGUAUUGCUUGAAUAUAUCAAUCCAGUAAGUGCAAGUGCCCAGUAAACAUCAUUAAGGUACAGAGAAAAAGAUAUGCUAAACAGUUACAAUUAAUAGAAGUUGAAAGUUUUAAAGCUAAAAGAUACACAUUUCAAUCGUCAAACCUUAUGCAUCCUAGCAAAAAUAGGGUCAGUUACCACCAUAACUUCUCCUAAACAUUCAUGCAUACAGGAAAUCAUUUAUUUUUGUCACUAGGUGGUACUGUACUUACAAUAAUUCUACCAUGCAAAAGUGAAAAGUGAAAAAGUCUCACAUUUAAUGAUCUACAUAAAAACCAUGGCUAAAAUUUCACACCUGUAAUGAGAAACUUAAAAUGCAUACUCAUUUAUUUCAGCCUUCCUGCUUAGGAAACAUGCUUCUAUUUACAAUAUUAGAUAAUAAAUAUUCAAUGAUCUGAUUUCAUUCUAUUAAACAUCAACUGACUGAUUUGAAACUUGGUUGCAAAACUAACUGAUACUUUCUCAUUGCAAAUAGUCUGAGUUAAACUUCAACUUCUUGUUCAGCUGGACCAUCCUGUUACAUGUGAAAAAAUCAAAUGUUACUCACAUAUUCAAACAAUUACCUGAAUCAAAAGUUGUAUUUUUUUAAUAACCCAUUUCUUUUAAUUGUGCUCCAGAAAAAGUAAAUGGUAUUGAAGAGAAAGGAAGAAAUUCUGGAAAUGUUCUAUUUUAAAUGAAAUUUCAUCAUGAAUGUUAAUUGCGACAGCAACAAAAAAGUUGCUUUCCUAGCAACUGAACUUAACUAUUGUUGCCAACAAAUAUGAGAGUCAUAUGAAAUGGGUACAGUUAUUAGAGACAUCAUGUACCAGUUUUGUAUAUGUAGAGUAUUGCUUGAAUAUAUCAAUCCAGUAAGUGCAAGUGCCCAGUAAACAUCAUUCUGUAGUCUUAUAUUCUUCCACCUUUGAAGGUGCCUAGUAUUCAUAAAAAUUGAAGUUCAAUGCAGCUUUUUUGGCUACAAAGAUAACAAAGAACAACAUCCAUACUAUACAAUAUUUCUUAAGACAUCUCUACAAUGGCAGGUAUACACAACUGACAUGUAUGAGUGAAGCAUGUCGAGCAUUAAGGUAUGGUUGUCAAUUUCAUCACAUUUUUUUCAUUACUUGCAAACAGCUUGUUUCUGGUAGCUUUGAAAACUUCUGUAUCUCCACUUUAAAGCAAAGGCAUUUCCCAUUAAAAUUUUUACAUCAAUAAAUAAUAAGCUACCAGUAACAGGUUUUUCAAUUGUAAAUGUUUCAUAGCUUCCAAUUUUCAUCAUAUAUUUUUUUACAUUUGAAAGAAUAAGUAUAUUUUAAUCAUUGUAAUAUAAUUAAAUCCUCCAUUUUGAGACAAUGGUAAUAGUCAUAUGUACGAGAAAGACAGCAAAUAAAUAUAGCAUCAUACAGUAGUAAAGUGUUCUUGUGUAGAAUGAAGUUUCAAACUCACUGAAAUUAAGUUGACUUCACGAUUCAGAUUUUAGUUAAAGAAAUGUAUAAUACCAUUUAUGAAUUUUAAAGAGUAAAUGCCAAAAGCUUAAAGAUGGAAUUUUAAAAAAAUGCUAAAAUGUGGUAUAUCGAUUCACUGAGAUUUUAAUCAAUAGCUGGCACACAGAGGUAUAAAAGAGGCUUGUAAAAAAAAAAAAAAAAACCAGGGCAAUAAAAUUAAAGAUUCAGGAGAAGCAUAAUUUUUAUAACAUUAACUAGUUUACUGAUCUGCUUACCUGAAUUCAAUCUGGAAAGAGAUCUCUGCUACACUUAUGUUUUAUCCUCUCUCACUUAAAUUAAAACAAUAUUUAAUUAGUUGCAGGCAGGCUAGGGAGGAAAUCAAAGGAAUGGAUAUAUGGGACAUAAAAAGAAACAUUUUAAAAGUUGAUAAAGCAGAAGCAUAUAACCUACAUGUCUGUGCUUCUGAAUACAGCUAUAAUAGGAAUUUUUAAUGCUAUUAUCUUCAUAUGUAAACUGGGUGCAAUAUUUGGUCAUAAAAGCAAUUUUAUCCUAACCUUGUCCCCUGAAGGGUGCCUUGUGUAUCAAAUAUAUCAAGUUCAGUACCUCCAGAGUCAUUAGCAGCUUCUGGGACUACAAAAUAAUGAAUUAAUCAACAAGUUAUGCCAGGCCAAAUUAUUGAGAGUCAACAUUAAAAAAAAUUAUAGCUUCCUAGAAUUGUAGGGAAAGUUUAAAGUAUGCUUCGCCUGUGCUGUAUAUAUGAAUUCAUUGUUCCUAAUUACUAAUGAAAUUUUGAGGGGCAACUCAAUUAAUUCAAAAGAAAAUAUCCAGGCAGGUUACCCCGUUUCAAUACACGAUCACAGCUUGAACACUUCUUGAUUGAUUCUUCAGUUUCCAGUAUCAGAAAAAUUUUUCAUAUUACAAGCAUGUUCAUUAUAACCUGAGUAUUAAGUACGGUAUCCAGUCAACUCGCCGACGGACCAACUCGCCGACGCACCAACUCGCCGACGCCAACUCGCCGACGUAUAAAAUCGAGUAGAGACGUCGGCGAGUUGGUCCUAAAUCCAAUACAACUUAUUAGAAGUUAAACAUACAGAAAAGUAAACGAUAUUUAGUAAAAAAACACUGGCGAACAUUGGUGAACAUCAAACAGAAGCACAAACAUUGGUGAACAUUGGUGAACAUCACCAAUGACUAUAACAGCUUAAGACGCGAACGAGUUAUUGUGCGACAACAACACCGUAAAGACUCAUCAUGUCAAUCGCUCAGAUUUUUAUUUGCAACAAAGUUUAUAAGGAUCUCAAGGCGAAAAAAGCAAAGUAAACAUCGCCAAUGACUAUAUCCGCUUCAGACGCGAAAGAGUUAUUGUGUGACAACAACACCGUUGUGCGUUGACUUUUUAUCAAGCGACUUGACUUAAAUAAAUAAGACCGAUUGACACGAGAUCCUUAUAAACUUUGUUGCAAAUAAAAAGAAUUACUUUUUACUAAAGAUCUUGUCCAGAAAGCUAAGUUUUCUUUAAAAAAUCUGAGCGAUUGACAUGAUGAGUCUUUACGGUGUUGUUGUCACACAAUAACUCGUUCGCGUCUGAAGCGGAUAUAGUCAUUGGCGAUGUUUACUUUGCUUUAUUCGCCUUGAGAUCCUUAUAAACUUUGUUGCAAAUAAAAAGAAUUGCUUUUUUCUGAAGAUCUUAUCUAGAAAGCCAAGUUUUCUUAAAAAAUCUGACCGAUCAUCAUGAUGAGUCUUUAUAGUGUUGUUGUCACAGUCCCGAUAACUCGUUCGCGUCUAAAGCUGUUAGAGUAAUUGGUGAUGUUUAUCUUGCUUUAUUCGUAUUGAGAUCCUUAUAAACUUUGUUGCAAAUAAAAAGAAUUGCUUUUUACUAAAGAUCUUGUCUAGAAAGCCAAGUUUUCUUUAAAAAAUCUGAGCGAUUGACAUGAUGAGUCUUUAUGGUGUUGUUGUCACACAACUCGUUCGCGUCUGAAGCUGUUAGAGUCAUUGGUGAUGUUUACUUCGCUUUAUUCGCCUUGAGAUCCUUAUAAACUUUGUUUCAGAUAAAAAGAAUUGCUUUUUACUAAAGAUCUUGUCUAGAAAGCCAAGUUUUCUUUAAAAAAUCUGAGCGAUUGACAUGAUGAGUCUUUACGGUGUUGUUGUCGCACAAUAACUCGUUCGCGUCUUAAGCUGCUAUAGUCAUUGGUGAUGUUCACCAAUGUUUAUGCUUCUGUUUGAUGUUCACCAAUGUUCGCCAGUGUUUUUUUACUAAAUAUCGUUUACUUUUCUGUAUGUUUAACUUCUAAUAAGUUGUAUUGGAUUUAGGACCAACUCGCCGACGUCUCUACUCGAUUUUAUACGUCGGCGAGUUGGCGUCGGCGAGUUGGUCAGUCGGCGAGUUGACCGUAAUUCUUAAGUACGUAAAGAGAGAGUGGCUCUAUGUUUUGUGAGACAAUCUGAAGUUUGAACAAAUCAAGUAGAGGGCAUGAAAACAUAGCCCUCAAAAUUACCAUGAACAAACAAUGACAUUCUCUCCUUCUGCAGUAGGACUAACCCCUUGAGAUGAUAGGAAAAUGUUUGUAAGUGAAAGUACACCUCUAGUAAUUAGUACUUUCCUAUAAGGUUUUCUGUAAAUUUAGAGUCACAUGACCAGUUACAUUACAUGAUUCAUGGUUUUAUAGAGUUAGCAAACUUCCUGUUAUGAAACUGACUUCACACAAGAACUUAGUCACAAAAAACAAAGUCAAAAAGGCAGGAACCCCUUCUUAAUAUAAUACAUUAUUAAUAACCAAGGCCCUUUUUUUAGCCCUCAAAGGUCAUUAUGGGCAGCCUGAACUCUCUCCAUUUUUCAUCUUUAUUUAUUUAUUAUUUUUGUAUCAUGUAAAUUAAUAUGGGGUACAAAUGAAGUUAUUUUUUGUUUAAUCAAAAUCUACUAUCAAACCUUUUCUAAAUUCUUUUGAGCUAUGUCCCGUAUAUCAGGGACCUGAUGCUGAAGGCAUUUAUGCAUCAUAAUGGCAAUGUUUGAAAGCACUCUGACCUUGAUGCAAAGCCAUUGAAGUCCUGUGCUAUUUACACUGUGAACAGUGCAGAACCUCGUAUAGAGUAUCAUGGAACCCCAAAAUUUCUCAAAGUUUCUCAUGCAGGCGCUCACACUGAAUGCUUUCAAAUGCCUUUGUCACAUCAAACAACACGAUGAAUUUCUCCUGUAUUUGUUCUAUUUAAUGUCAUCUGCAAUGUGAAAAAUCAGGGAGCCUUUUUCUGAGCUGUCUUUGCAGGCUUCUCAAAAAUGGAAAAUUAAGACGAGUCUAAUAUUAUUUGUAAAAUAUCACUGAUUGAGAGGUGAACGUGUUUGAAACAGAAAUGCAUGGUUAAUGUUGUAGGUCGAAUCAUGAUAAGCUAAUCCAGAGUUAUCAUGAGUCAUCUAUUAACAAUUAAGAAGUGGGGAGAAACACUCGAGUACGUCUCGUGUUUUUCCCUACACUUCUUUCGUGCCCUUGCCGCUUCCUCGUACUUUGCAACAGAACAGAGCACAGUCAAGGCUUCUCUUUUUGAUAACCAACAGGUGGAAAGCAGGGAUAACUCGUGUCAAAUAAUUUUUCUUUAUAGGAUAGUGCAUUCGAUUUUGAGAAGAAAAGAAAUGUUCCUGUGAAAUAUAACCGUGAGCUUUGGUCAAACACAGGUAUGUAAAAUAAAUAUCAACUGUAACUGAGUGUCGGGAAUGUGCAUAAGGGGUUGGUGGAGCCAAGAAUUCCGACUAAGUACCCUUUAAGUGGCAUCCAGCUCUGAGGUGAUGAUUCAAAGUAUGUCACUUAAAAGCAUCGCGUAAGUUUUUUAAGUGUGAUAGUUUGUAACUUUCGAACUUUCGUCGGCCGCUUCAUUCCGUCGAUUUGGCUGAAAUUUGGCAUGAAGUCUUACUCCAGGGUCCUAAUCACGAAAUGGAUAUUAAAAAGUUCCAUUUAUUUUUGCUUGCCAAAACAACGGAAAAGUGCACUUGGUCUGCCCAUACUUGCCCGCCAAUAUGGCGGAUCGAAGGUGAUCUUUUGAAUUCAACUCGAGUCCUAUCGUAAAGAUUUCUCAAAAUCUCGUGAUAUCCGUGAAACGAUGUUCCCUUCCCUUAACAUAUAUUUAAAAAAAACAUGGCAAAUGUCUAGUUUUAACAAUUUUCAGAGGUAACAUUGGAGAUAUCAGGCUAACAAGUUGGUGUAAAUUUUUUACAGUUCGAGGCGGCGCAAAACGACCUUCGAACGUUGACAUAACCUGUCAUCAAAAUCUGUCAUUCCUACAUUUUUUCCAACAAAUGUUAAGAAAAAGGUUAGAUUUUUAAAUUUAUUUCAAGAGAUUUUAGGAAAUCUAUGCGACAGGACUGGAGUCGAAGUCAUAAAAACACCUUCGAUACGCCAAGUUGGCGGGCAAUUAUAGGCGGACAUGGUCGAUUUUUUGCCAAGCAAAAACAACUGGAACUUUUUAAUACCCAUUUCGUGGUUAGGACCCUAAAAUUAGCCGUCAUGCCAAAUUUCAGCCAAAUCGGUAAGGUUAAGUGGCCGCAAUUUUUUUAAAAAGUUCGAAAGUUACAGACUAUUGCUCUUAAAUCUUUUCAAAUUUUGAUUCAGUGAGAGACUCCACAUGUAUCUGUAUUUAUUUAGUGAGAGCCAUAAAGCGAAUAGAAGAAAUCAGAAACAAGAGGCAAGAUCUUCAUAUCGUAAACAGGUUUGUUCUAAUGAAGUGUUUUAAGUGACAGUAAGAGUGUUUGCAUCACAGAUGAAGUUCUUAUGAAAAUUACUAACGUUUUUUAGAUCUUUCAAACAAGAAAGUUUGCUGAAUGAAGUUAGUGUCACAUGUGUUUCUUUUCUGUUGGAAGAGUGAACUUCGAAGCAUCAUAAGUACUGUAACGUGACACAAUUAAAAGGAACACCAUUAGCCACUCCUCUGAAGACCUGAAAAGUUUUCCCUAUUGUGGUGCUUUUGGUGGAAUUUCGCUUUGAAUAUUUUUAUGUUACUCGAACUGUUUUCAUCAACUUCCACUUACCGUGUAGCGCGAAAAUCUUGCUAAUUGGAGAUUUCUUGUGUUCUUCUUGAACAAAUUUGCAGUUCCAGAUAACAUAAUUGACUGGCUUUUGUUGGUCAACGAUCUUGACAACGUUUACAAAAAUGUUCACCAAUCAUGUUUUCAGACAGUGCAAAGAGUGCGAUUCAAUUUAGUGAUAGCACUCAAGGUGAGAAAGAUGCAGUCAACUUUGAGAGGGACGUGUGUAGUCCCGUCGAUUAUACAACGGCUGGCUCUACUUUUUGUGCUAUGUACCAAAGAAGUUAGUUAGAAAUGUAGUUAGUUUGAUCUAAAGUUAGAGAUGUAGGUAUAGAUAUAGAGAUAUGGAGAUAGAAAUAGAUAAGUGAACUAAUUUAAGUAUAGCAUUAAUCAACACAAACAUAGACAGCAGUUCUUUUUCAUUAAGCCGCUUUACUUGUUUAUUUUGACCAUCUACUUACGUAUUGGUAUUUUAUAAGGCUGAAACCAGAUAAGAAUGUCACAGAAGAGGCUGAGAUAAAGGAAAUAAAGCAAGGAAUCACCCUGAUUGGCCCACCAGGUCAGAAAUGUCAUUCCUUUCUCAUUCACUGCAUGGAAAUACAAAUACGUCACAUAAUUUUUAGAAAUUUUAGAAUUUUUAGACGAAAAUCUACGCGAGAUUAGCGUAGUGCUGAAUUUCUCUCCCGCUUAAUGAAGUCUUCAUGGGAAAAAUCAAAAUAAACACUGGAACACUGGUGCCCACAAUCCUCAGACGCUAAUGAAAAAACGUAACGGAAACCAAGUGAAGUGUAACUGUGUUUGUUGUCGUUUUAAGUACGUAGGAUGAUUACCUUUUUUUUGUUCUAUAGUUGAAAAGAGGAAACUUGAACGGAAGAUCUCACAAGUUAUGCGAGAACCUGAAAGUAUGGAAACUGAGGGUUAAACGGAAACAUCUAUUGUAACUGCUUUAAUUGGUUGGAAGAAUUAAAGUAUUUAACCAAUCUUCGCCGUCGAAAGUUGAUAGAGUAAUUUUGGCCGUGCUCGACAAACUUGCUUCACUACAAAGAGCACUUUGCAAACGCGCGUAAGAUUGUCAUCUUCUGUCUUGACUUUCUUAAAAAGACUAGGUAAGCAAGCACCUUUUCUAUUGUGGGAAUAGUUCAUUCACAAUUCCGCUAUUAUAAACUGUUAUAGAAAGCCAAAGAUCCAGAUUCUUGUUUAAUGCCCAAGUUUUGGGUCUUCAACGUGUUUGGAAGUCAAUCUUUUGUGAAUCAAGCUAAUCUGGGAGAACAGCAUCUCUCAGUCUGUUUUGUUCGAACUUCCCAGUGCUCGGUCCGUUCUGUAGAAACCUCAAGCCGAUAUUUAAUGACAGACAGGCUGACAGACCUUUUUCUCGAACAUUCGAGGAACGCCCAAAAGUACGUCGAGAUCGCGACACAGUGUAUCGUUGGAGGUUUUAGGGGCGCACGAAUACCCAUGAAAGAAGCCCAUCUUAUUUGAGUGGAAUGCU
This is a messenger RNA of Pocillopora meandrina, 11542 nucleotides long. The record is from the annotation of a GenBank genome assembly. Lineage: Eukaryota; Metazoa; Cnidaria; Anthozoa; Scleractinia; Pocilloporidae.